AUGGCAGAACAGUGCAUAGUUUGCCUAGACCCCUUACUGCACGCUGAAGAACCCCCACCACCGCCCGAAGAAGUGAAGCCUGCCCCUAACAGCCCCAAUGCUACCAGCGCCAUAGCGAGCGGCGCUAUUAUCGGUGAUACUACCAACAAUACCGGGCCGUUUAAAGAGGAUGCUGAUGGUGCAUCCCAUCCCCGAUUGCAAGCUGCCAGCGACAGCGGUGUUUGUGUAUAUGACAAAAUCGGAGGCAAUCUACUGUCAUCUUACAAAGUCCAAGAUAAGAAACAGGUCGCCGAAUUUGACCCACAGGCAUGGCUGGACGAGUUUGCAGAGGUCGAGGCCGAUGACAUUUCCACUCCUUGUCCAGUAUGCAACCUAGCCGACAAUGAAGAAGUCCUACUUCUCUGUGACGGGUGUGAUACCCCGUAUCAUACCCACUGCAUUGGCCUCGAGAACGUGCCCCAAGGCGCCUGGUUCUGUAUGGAGUGCAUCGAUCUCCUUGGCCAAGCCAUCCCGGGUGCAGCUACCGAUGGGCAACUGUUUGCCGGUGCACCGCGCAGGCUAGGCCCCCAGCGGGCGCGGAACGACUUUUUCCCCCGCACCAGGCAGAGCAUGCGGCGUGCGAGACGGCGUGCCCAGUCAGACGAGUGGCAGGGCGCCUGGGGUCAAAUCACUGGGCGGAUCUGGGAUGUGCUGAACAUCGACCUGGACCACGACGAGGACGAAUCUCUGGAGGAUUAUCGUCGCGCCGAGCAAUUGAGAAAUAACGAGCGUCGGGAAUUCGAGCGCUGGCAAGAGAGGCUGGACAUAGCCCGUCGUCUCGGAGCACAAGAUGUCUUUGAGCGAAACAUACCAAGCGCCAUAUUGCAGCGCGGAGGCCGACACACUGCUGCAUCGCAGAAUGGACGCGUACAGACGGCAACGGUCCAACAGAGCCGCGAAGAGAUCAGGUCGUGGGGUGCUUUUGAGAGAGCACGGGACUGCGACGUAAGCAGCCAGGCUGCUCGGAAACGCAAGGCUCGAUCUAUUACCGCUUCUCCUGUGGAGCCCGUUCAAGAACCGGAACGAAAGCUGAAACGGCCUCGCACUCGUCGUAUCACGGCACCCCCCGGCGAACCGUCCUCUUCCAAAUCGGCAGUACCUGGAUCGAGCAGCGAUGCUCCAGCUGCCAUAUCAGCUAUCGCGUCGGGAAGCAGCAGCUCGGCUGCAGCAACACUACCGUCCAGAACGCCUCAGACCGACGGCGAGCCUCGCUCUUUUCUGUCUUCGCUGCUCAAAGAGGUCGAGUCGAGCACACCUUCUGACGACGAAACCAUCCGCAACCUUUUUGGAGAGCCUCGGCCUAGCCUCGUAAUCGACCCGUCCUCCCCAGUCGCCUCAUCGCCGGCUGCCUCGCCACAUAACAGCCCACGGGCAAUGUCGACUACACCACCGCCACACCGAGCACUUAGGCCGAGCUCGCCUACGUUGUUGAGCUCCCACAUCGAACCAAUAUAUCCACCAGCAAACUACUCACCAACACGAUCAGCAGUCAGUCCAAGAAGCGAUCACAGUGAUUCCGAAAACAACAAUGGCAACAUCAGCAGCUUAGUAAAUCAAGCCAGUGCUAACCACAACGGCUCGACAUUUGUUACGGAGCUUCGGCAGCCACGUCCCCAGAGAAGGCCGACCAUAGCGCUGCCGCGAUCAGAAGACGUAUCGCCAUCACGGAAUCCACUUUCGCUCGAGAUGAAGGAAAGCAUCAGCAGUAUCGUUCGAGCAGCUUUGAAGCCGCACUGGAAAUCCAGUCAGCUCACCGCCGACCAGUAUGCCGCUAUCAACCGCGACGUCUCCCACAAACUUUACGAGGAGGUGAGCAACCCAGUGGCUGCCGAUUCGGAAACGCGGAAGCUUUGGGAGAAGAAGGCAUCGAAAGAGGUGGCGCAAGCAGUUGCCGACCUAUCGGCAUGA
Messenger RNA from Grosmannia clavigera kw1407, 1947 nucleotides. RefSeq names its product phd and ring finger domain protein. Bases 1 to 1947 code for a protein of 648 amino acids. The transcript has 3 exons. Lineage: Eukaryota; Fungi; Ascomycota; Sordariomycetes; Ophiostomatales; Ophiostomataceae. The record is from RefSeq and is a predicted model, not a curated record.